CCGGAUAUGUUAUUCUUCUUCCGGCUUGUGCGUAGUUGCCGGUCAAGAUGGCUUCUCAGCAGCAGCAGCAGCAACAACCCGGCGGGUCGAUGGCUCAGGCCGCAUUACAACAGCCUACUUUACAGCAGUUGAGUCAACUGCAAGACUUUGAUCCAGUUCACAGAUUUAAAACGCUUAUUCCACAGCUGAAGGAGAGUCUGCAGAAUGUAAUGAAGAUUGCAUCCCUGAAUUUGGCCCAUAACACGUCAAUUGACAACGGCAUCAAAAGCAGCGACGCCUCUGUUCAGCGCUUUGACAAAAGCCUCGAGGAGUUUUAUGCCCUUUGCGAUCAACUGGAGCUGUGUUUGCGGCUGGCGUAUGAGUGCCUCUCCCAGAGCAUUGACAGCGCCAAACAUUCACCCAACCUGGUCCCAACAGCCACCAAACCAGACACAGUGCAGACAGAGUCCAUGUCUUAUGCCCAAUACCUCGGCAUGAUCAAGUCUCAGAUUUCCUGUGCCAAAGAUAUCCACAAUGCUUUGUUGGAGUGUUCCAAGAAGAUCGCAGGAAAGGCACAGCCUCAGGGAAUCAUGUAGACCUGGAUGUGACUACCCCAACUCUUUCUGCAUCUGGUGACAUUUUUGAGAAAGAUGAUGGAUUUCAUAUUUGGGGCUGUCCCAUAUUCAGAACUCAGUUUUGCGCUACAUCGGUCAUGAUGCUGUUUAUUUGGUUAAGCAUUUUUAAAAGUUAUGUUUCUUGUAAACACUGUGUAAAUAUUCCUGACAAAGAGUCAUGCUCUGAGAUGACCAGCAGGUGGUGGCAGAGUUGUAACAGCCAACUCAAUAUUCACAAGUCUUUUGUAGCUUAUUUGUAUUGAAUAUUAAAACCUUUCUACUGAUA
Molecule: messenger RNA, 879 nt
Organism: Siniperca chuatsi (mandarin fish)
Lineage: Eukaryota; Metazoa; Chordata; Actinopteri; Centrarchiformes; Sinipercidae
Gene: med29
Product: mediator complex subunit 29
Exons: 4
Coding region: 48-575 (175 amino acids)
Biological process (GO): regulation of transcription by RNA polymerase II
Cellular component (GO): mediator complex
Molecular function (GO): transcription factor binding; transcription coregulator activity
Source: RefSeq, a predicted model, not a curated record